AAGCAUUAUGCUAAGUGCCCAAGUAAUUACUUUGGUUUGAGUGGUACAGGCGUGCCAAGGUCUUGUUGAUUUUGAGCGUUAAGGGCUUAACCAACAAAUCCCAAGACCUUGGCUAAACCUUGCCUAAAAAAAUAAAAAAAAUAAAAAAUAAAAAAGGCAAAAAGAGCCACGUCUUGAGAGCCAAGGUAAGAAAAAAAGAAAAGCACAAGGCAUGGGAAGAAUAAUGGUUGGAAGUGCAAAUAAGGUUGCUCUAAUCCUCUUGGCCACUUUCGCCAUUAUUCCAUGCCUUGAGGCUGGCAUUGGUGAGUUCGAUGAUUUUCUGAAAGCCCAAGCUGCAGAAGCAGAAAAACGCGCUCUAGAGUCCUACAUCCCAUCGCCUAUAGAUGUCACCGAUGAACUCAAUUUCCAUGUUCACUUGGCAUUGAAUAACGCGACACUGAAGAGGAGGGAACUAAGGCAGAGGAAGACAGGAGAUGAGGCAUGUGAGGCGACAAACCCAAUAGACACAUGCUGGAGGUGUGACCCUAACUGGGCGAACGACCGUUACAAGUUGGCGAAAUGCGGCAAAGGGUUCGGAAGACGGGCCGUGGGCGGGCUGGGCGGGCCCAUCUACGUGGUGACCGACGAGUCCGACGACGACAUGGAGAACCCUAAGCCCGGAACCCUCCGGUACGGCGUGACCCAACAGGGCCCACUGUGGAUCACGUUCCAGCGCAGCAUGAUCAUCACUCUCAAACAGGAGCUGAUGAUUUCCUCCGACAAGACCAUCGACGGCCGCGGCGCCAACGUUCAGAUAAAGGACGGCGCUGGCAUAACGAUGCAGUUCGUGAACAACGUCAUCGUCCACGGAAUCCGCAUCAAGAACGUUGUCCCGAAGGACGGUGGCAUGAUCAGAGACUCGUACAACCACGUCGGGUUCAGGACGAGGAGCGACGGCGACGCCAUCUCCAUCUUCGGAGCCUCCAACAUUUGGAUCGACCAUGUUUCCCUCUCUAACUGCGCCGAUGGCCUCAUCGACGUGAUCCAGGCUUCGACCGCCAUCACCAUCUCAAACUGCCACAUGACGAAACACAACGAUGUCAUGCUGUUCGGUGCGAAUGACAUGUACGACAAGGACAAGAUCAUGCAGAUAACAGUGGCGUUCAACCACUUCGGGCAGGGUUUGAUUCAGAGGAUGCCGAGGUGCAGGUGGGGGUUCGUGCACGUCCUCAACAACGACUACACUCACUGGAUGAUGUACGCCAUCGGAGGAAGCUCAGGGCCAACCAUUCUGAGCCAAGGAAACCGUUUCAUCGCUCCCAACAACGACGCCGCGAAGGUGAUCACGCACCGAGACUACGCCCAACCCGAUGUGUGGAAGAAUUGGCAGUGGCAAUCUGAAAUGGACCUCUUCAUGAACGGGGCCACCUUCAUCUCUUCAGGGUCACCGAUCAAGUUGACGUACAACAAGGGUCUCAUCAUGAAGCCCAGAGAUGGCACUCACGUUAGCAGGCUCACACGCCAUGCUGGUGCCCUAGAUUGCUUCGUUGGCAGGCCUUGUUAGAGAACCAACAUUUCGUUUUUGCUUUCUUAUUUUUAUUCAGAAGAUGUGUAGGAUAAUCCUCUAGGAUCCUUGACCCUUGACCGAUGCAUGAGCAUGAUGAAUUCAGUAUCGUCUAUUAGUUGGAGGAUAUAACCUACGUAGACCUCUUGUAUAUCUUCUGCAACACACACAAUAUUGUGCUCUUCCAAGACUGAGGACACAAAAAACCAAAGGUUUUGUUGUUGCUUGGGUUAAAAUCGCAAUAAAUUAACUUCCAUUUUUUUUUAUUA
Messenger RNA from Cajanus cajan (pigeon pea), 1812 nucleotides. RefSeq names its product pectate lyase. Lineage: Eukaryota; Viridiplantae; Streptophyta; Magnoliopsida; Fabales; Fabaceae. The record is from RefSeq and is a predicted model, not a curated record. Gene Ontology annotation, molecular function: pectate lyase activity.